ACCAGCAGCAAGAGGAGCUUUUAACUAGUGUAGGUAAUAGCUACGUAAAAAAAUGGUUUGCAUUGAAGGAAAGUGUGACCUUCGCAGUUAGUUCUUGGGAUAUUAUAAAUGAAGACAAUAAGUUUGAAGAAAAUUCUUGAAAAAGUGCAUAAAAUUGUAGUGAAUUCUCGUUUUGCUAUCGCAUAUUUUAUACUUGCUUCGCCAAAGAAGAGAAGCGAUAAAUAACGUGAAGAAGCUAAUGUGUGAACGAUAUGUAUGUGGUUGGUGUGUAGCAUAAUAAGAAUGUAAAUGUAAAGAGAACAAAGAAGGAACGUGUGCAAUUAGUGUAUGUGUGUAUGUGAGAAAGGAGAAGCACGCAAAGGCACACACAAAAUCGCUGGGAAGUGAACUGCUCUCAACUCGACAUUGUGGAAAGCUCUUUUUGGGGCUUAUAUUCAUGAGAUAUAAAUCAGAGUUGCAAUUGUGGAUGGUGGAUUUUUAUGUAUGGCAUGUCAAAAUAAAGCAGAGGAAAGUAGCAGUUUAAGGAAGUUGUUAAUAUCUGAACACAUCAUGUGAAUAUUCAAUUAUAAACAGGGGCCGAAAAUGGAUCUGUUACUCGAAUUUCGUGUUUGCCAUUUUAGCUUGUACUAUGUUCUAGUAAUUGCUCCUUUGAACUGCUCCACUAAUUUGGACCAUUGGGGCAGCUAGGAGACAAUUACUCACAGCAUCCACCCAAUUACACACUCGAGGUUUAAUAAUCAACGACAAAUUAAACCAUUAUUUAAAACGUGAAAACGCCUCUAUGAACAAAAUUGGAAUAGAUACACGAUAUAACCGAUCGAUAAUAAAUUACACAUGAUAUCCUAUGGUUUUAAAGCAAAUAUAAAACGUAACGAAGAAAUAAGUAUUUAUGUCCAAACAAGGUAGCCUGCAAAACAGUCUUUUAAAUGCCCAAACUGCAUAUUAUCCAGAAAAAAAGCUAUAUCCGAAGCUACAACAGCAACAAAAACUUUUAUACCUUUCAAAAUAUCCGAGAAGCUGCAGAAUACUGACAUUUAAAAAGUUAGUUUGCAAAAAAAUAUCCCCAGCGAAAGUGACGGUAACGGAAAAGUUGCGGGAGUCCGAAAGGAUUUGUGGUGCCGCAUCAAGUGGCAUCAAUAUUAAUAAGUUUAAGCAUAAAAUGGCAAAUACGCUUUCCGUCAUGACGAACGUUUUACGGAAUGUUGUCAGCAAGCAGCGAAUACGCUACAAGGACAAUGGAUAUAAUUUAGACUUGACUUAUAUAUACGACAAUAUAAUUGCUAUGGGUUACCCGGCGGACAAUAUAGAGAGUAUAUUUCGAAAUCGUUUGGAAGAUGUUUACAAGUUUCUUCAGGAAGUUCAUCAAAAUCAUUAUAAAAUUUAUAACCUAUGUCUUGAGCGUAGCUAUGAUAGCAAUAAAUUUCAUGGAAGAGUUGCUGUUUAUCCUUUUGAAGACCAUAACCCACCAACAAUAGAAUUGAUACAAAAAUUUUGUAUGGACGUAGAUGAAUGGCUGAAAGCAGAUAAGAAAAAUGUGGCCGCCGUACACUGUAAAGCUGGAAAAGGCAGAACUGGUACAAUGAUUUGUUGUUACAUGCUUUUUAGUGGACGGCAGAAAACUGCCGAAGAUGCUUUAGAAUGUUAUGCUGAGAAACGCACAAAGGAUCUCAAAGGUGUUACAAUUCCAUCGCAAAGGCGUUAUGUUCAGUAUUUUGCAAAAUUAAUACAAUCUGGUGUACCAUAUGAAAGGCGUAUUCUGCAAUUUUGUGAAAUUCGUUUUACUGAGGCUAACUUGUUGCACAGUUAUGGCACAGUGCAUUGCUCAAUUUCCGUGCUGGAAGACGAUGGAUGUUCUGUAAAAGUUAAGCAUCUGCUGGGGUUACCCAUCGAUUUUCGAAAAAGUCAUACACUGGAUUUAAAAAAUCUGUGUGUAGCCGGUGACAUAAAAGUAGAGCUGACGCAUAAAAAGAAACUGUUCCAUUUCUGGUUUAAUACAUAUUUUGUGCGCGAUGACGCGGUCGUUGAGGGAGAAGGUGAGGACGCGAAACUUGUGUAUACACUUAAUAAAUGCGAAAUCGAUGAUGCACAUAAAGACAAAGAGCACAAAUGUUUUUCGGAAGGCUUUAAGGUGCAACUUGUAUUCUAUGCGGAAACUUCAAUGCGACCUGGCUUACAAGCAAAUGUUAGUAGCAUAGCCAGCCAAAUUGUGAAUAAUCAAAGGAUGUCUCAAAACGCGCGUCUCUCUCAUCAGAGCAGUGGUGGCGGUUGCGAAAGCAGCAGUAGCAGCAAUUGUCAAUUGCCACAGAAUAGCAGCAGUGGUAGUGAUCUAAAUUACAUUUGUGAUCAAAAGUCCUCCUCAUCAGCAUCGGCGUCGGUUAGUAGUUUGGGCGGUCCGUUAGUGGGUGUUGGCGGUGGCGUUGGUGGCGGCAACGGAAGCGGCAGUGGAAGUGGCAGCAUUGGUGAGCUCAGUAUCGGUGAUACAACAAAUGCAGACUUCUCCCGCAUGGACAGCACGUUAGUGGGUGCACAAUACAUACAGCAUCAGCAACAGUUACAACACCAACAAAAACAACAAAUUUGCCAUAGGCAGAAAUACAAUGCUGCGAAAAAUAUCAACAGCGAUUGUGAAGAGUUCGAUUGCAAUACCGGCAUGAUGCCGUUGGAUCGAACACAUGCUGCACCAACAAAUACAUAUGCGUUACUUCCGCAACAACAACAACAGCACAGACAGCUUUACACGGCGGCGAAAAGCGUUAGUGAUGACUGUGAUGAUUACGGUGAUGCCGAUGUACGCAUCUCGUCGUUCGAGCGAAUAAAUGCUGUACCCACAACAGCGUAUGCGUUACAACCACAACAACAUCAUGCGGAACGGAUUUCUGUUAACUAUAGACAUCAGUAUAUGCCGACGAAUAACAUAAGUGGUGACUGUGAUGUGUAUGAUUGUGAUGUAGGCGUUACGCCAUUUGCGCGCUUAAGCGCUGCACCUACAACAUUUGCACUAACCCCACAACAACAACAAGACGCGCAAUCACAACACACUUAUGUGAAUUUGGAGCACAUGAUGACUGCAUCGGAUAAACAACAACUAAUGCAACACUAUCAGCAGCAGCCGCCACAACAGACAAUGAAACCGUUAUUCACAACAGCACCAAAUCAUGUGGCAACUACUUCGACAGUAGUGACCGCCACAGGCAACAACGUAAUGAAAUUCGGCGUACCGUCAACAACAAUGGGCUUAAUGUGCGGCAAAAAUAUUCUAUAUCAACCAGCAGUAGUGCAUGGCGAUGGCAACACCAAUCAUUGCGCCAACAGUGUCAGGCGUUUAGAUGAAGGUACAAGAACAACAAUGCAGACUAAUGGUUCAACUGGUGGCAGUGAUGUGAACGGUUGUAUUAGCGCUAACAGCAGUAAAAGCAGCAUUAGUAGUCACACAUCAUCUUCAGAAUCAACAACAUCGUGCUCAUCGUCUUCGGCGCCAACGUCUGGUGGAGAUAAAGAUUGCGAAGAAGAAGACUGGGAGUCCGGUGAGUGCCAUCCAAAAAUGCCACACACAGUUGUCCCAAAAGCAUUACAGCUAUCUACACUAUUAGCUCCUUCCAAGCCUUCUACGGCUAACAAUACUACUACUACUUUCAGUAAUACCAACUCUACCUUUCCCAAUAUUACUACUACUACCAUAACACACACAUCUUUACCUUCUACUGCUACUAUUACAACUCAUACCAAACAUAUUUCCACUUCCAUUUCCCAACAACCCUCGACAUUUUAUAUGAAUAUAAACAUUAAUAGUGGUAGUUAUAAUUGUAGUUAUUGUGGUUGUGAUGAUGAUGAAAACAAUACCAAUUUAAAAUAUGAAUGUAAACAUAUUGAAGAAAGAGAAAAAUUGCAAAAAAAUAAUUUUACCAUUAACGAACGACGAUCAAGUUGUGCUGCAGUCAAAUUGAAUGGCGACACAGAAGCUGAGUUUAGGUCAAAUGAAAAUACAAAUAAGUUCAGUACCGAGGUAAGGGUUAGUACUGAAGCAGGUGCUGCGAGCCCACUUAGUGCGUCACGUAAAACACAUAAGUUGAUUGCGUCUAAAAAAUAUGAUGCCACUGUUGGCAAUAGCAAACACAGCCAUAUAAGCAAUGUCAGCAAUGUCGUCAGUUCUUGGACGCAGAAGCCUAUUUUUCAACAAAAAUUCAACGCUAAAAAAUGUAGUGAACUCAGUUCAACAGCCAUUGCAGUGAAAAAAUCCAAUGCUUAUGGGACUUCAGCUGCGGCAAUUGGCACCGACGCUGCUAUGCUAGCUCUGAGCUGCUCCCCUGCGAGCGGAUGCAGUGGCUUGGCAAGCACUUCGCGUCGCAAAUUAAAAAAUAAAUUGAAGAAUAAUACGAAAAAAUUGUCUCAUUGGCUACAGAAUCACUUUCGCGCAAAUCCUGUUGAAUUUUGCGAGAAUUUCGUGCAACAUACGACUGCUAUGCGGCGCAAUAGUAACUGUAGUGUGAGUAGUCGUAGUCGCAAGCUGUCAAUGUCAUCAACGACGGUGUCAGUAACACCGGGUUCGUCAUUACCCAAGCGACAAUUGUUAGUGCCACCGAAAUUGGUGAACGAAAAAUGUGUUGUUGCUAACAGUGAAGGAGCGAAUGCUAACACUUAUGAUAUUUACGGUGAGAUGGUGGAGAAUGCGCUGAAAGGUGAAAGUCUAGCGGCAGAACCCGCCGCUGUUAAUUUACACAUAGUAAGUGUUAAUGGUGUUGUCGGUGAUGCGCGCACGAAAAUUUCGCUAUCCGAGUUCGAGUCGACAACGGCAUCAAAUGUCAGCUUGUCGACUGUCGGUGGCAGCACUGAACGCAGUGUGCACGGCGGUAGUGGUAGCAGUGAUACCUUUGAGGAUUUUUACUCAUCAAAUUGUGAUAAUCAGCUUAGCUUUAACAACUCGCCAUGUAAAAGUCCACGUUCGCUAGUCGAUAUAGCGGGUUCCAGCGCUUAUAGCGCAACGCAUCAAGAUCUCUAUGCGACCAGCUUGAAUGAGAGAAAUGUACAUUUGCAAAUGAAACGCGAGCAACACAUGCUGCGGCAUAUGAAUGUACAAGCGCUAGGACAGCCGCAACACAAUAACCAUCAUCAGCUGCAUCAACUCAAUGUCGUUGUAGUUGCAGCCAAACCAGCUAAAACACAUGCUAUUGGUUUUAAUGUUACUAAAGACAGAACGACAGAAAACUACGAGACAUUUGCGCAUGAGGAUAAUGCUGUAAACAUUCAAAACGAUAAUAAUAAUCGAGAUGAAGCUGCUUCUGCCAAUCAAUUGAAUGCUAGCGAUAUGUCAAUUGGCGCGAAUGUCACCAUUAUAACAACCGAGGAAGAUGAAAAAGUGAUUGAACUGCAAGAAAGUGUCAACGUUGAUGAUCGCGCUAAGGGUCAUGUGAGUCGCGAUCGAUUAGCACCGAAAUUUGAUUCUUUUGAUGAAAUCGAAGAGGAUAUUAUUCAAGAUGGCGCUACAACGGGUUCGAGCGUUUACUUCACGCCAAAGUUGACAAUUGGUAUUGGCGACGAUGUCAUUGAUGGCGCUGCAACGGAACAUUAUCCAUUCGUAUUUCCAAAUGUGCAAAAUGAGCUUAAUAAAUUAUCUAUGCAAAUUGCAGGCAAUAAUAGCGAUUUGGAAAAUGAAGUAUCAAGUAAGUGUCAUGAGCAAAGCUCUAAAAUGCCUACGCCUAUCAUAACUGCUGCCGGACAACGGUCAAAUUUUGUUGCAAACGAAAAUCGCGCAGAAUUGUCAAGUAUAGCGUUAAAAACAACAACAACUUCGUUGGAUGGCGACGCGACUAAUUCUAAACAUUGAUGGCCGCAGUUCAUGGUGGUCUUGCGAUUGUAAUAUUUUUAAUUUUAUUUUAACAUGUUUCUGAAAACAUUUAAAGAAAGUAGGGAAACUGGGCUAUGCAAGUUAACGGUAGAGUGGAGAUGUGUUUGUGAUUUUGCUAUAGCACAGUUUUUUACCAUUGUAGGUUAUUUAUGCAGUCAUAACAUCGGUACUAUCUACUGUCAAGCAAGUUUAGUAACCCGCGUUGAUUUGAUCUUAUUACUUUUCGUUUCUGCUGUGCUCCAACACUGCAUCAAAUUUAUUGCAGCAUGUGACUGCACGUUUCUUGCACAUCAUUAUACAAUGCUACUAUGUCUUGAGUUGUACUGUAUUUGGAACCAUAAAUAAAUGCAAUGAAAAAAAUCUGUUUGGAUAUUUGGAAACACAGCAAUCGAUUUUUCGGUGUUUUCCACCACAAUUUAUUUUUAUUAUUCUUACACACAUAUAUAAUUAUUUAUAUAUAUACAAAUAUGUAUAUAUGGUAUAUAUGCAUAUAAAUAUCAAGAUCUCAUACGACUUCUCGUAUAAAUAACAAAUGUACAGAACGGAUUAAUAUUCGCUGGUGUUCUAUUUUUUUAUUAUUAUUAAAAUUAGUUAAGUAAUUACAUACAUACCUAUGAAUGUAAUUAAGUUUCUUUAGGUUGCCAACAAAAAGGCAACAAAGUAUAUUUAAUCAACACUAGCAGUACUAAAUCCCUACUACCAUUGCCCGUACCAGCAAAGUGUCGAAAAACUAAGCGAAACAAUUUCUUAAAAAAAUUUUUAAUAGUUAUAAAGAGAUAUCCUCUUCAAAUACCCUUCAAUUUAAACAUACGUAGAUAUACUGGAUUAAAUGGAACUAAAUAACGGUUUGUCGUUAACACACACUUUACCUAUUUACAAAAAAAAAUACAUAUUUUACCGUUAACACAUAUUUUAUAUAUUUAAAAAGAAAUACAUAUUUGAAUAUACCCAAAAAAAACGUUAAAUAAUUAUAUAUACUAGACGUUCUUAAACCAACUUAACAACAGAUUUUAAAAUAAUAAAUAUUCGACGGUUUGAAAUAAAACAUUUAUUUUAUUAGCUAGUUUUAUAAAUACUUUGUGCUUAAAAUGAAAACACUAUAAAUUGCAUAUUCUUUAACAUUGUGUUUAGCACUUGUACUAAAUAUUCCUUGAUAUAAAUAUAUAAAUUCUUAUAAUGUGUAUGUUAAAAGUGAACGUGGAUUUGGUGGCGCGUUUUACCGAAUUCUUCUAAAGCCGCUUAACAUUUCUUUUCACAAUAAUUAAGUGUUGAUAAAUAUAAUAAUAAAUAAGCAUAGUAAUGAAACAAACCUUAACAAUCUGAUAAAUACAACAAUAAACAAGCACAGUAAUGAAACAAACCUUAACAACCUGUUAAAUAGUGUCAGUUAUCAGUAAUGAAACAAACCCUAAUAUGAAUACAGUGUGUGCUCUCAGUUCUCAUAUUAUUAAUUAAAAAUGGCUCAGCGUCUGUUCCAGCAGGCCAAUCCCCUGCAGUUGUUCCACACAAACUGCUCAGCAACGCAAUCCUUUAUGUACGAGCACCUGUAUUUGUUAUUUGCGUAAGUAGCAGCAACAACUUGAUCGAUCGUUCGUUGGUGAAAUAGUUUGUUUCUACGUUCGCACGCCGCCAAAAUUCUCCGUUAUUUUUUCAAUUUUUAAACAGAAAUUUAAUUAAUAAUCAUAUAACUUUAUUAUAGCCGUUACUCAAAUUUAAUUUGUGUGUGUACUUAGUUGCGAACCGCAUAGCCAAUAAUAAAAAAAUUAGCGAAAAUGCGGUUUAGAAAACGUUGGUAUAUCGCACUGCGAGUUUUUUAAACUGCAUACAAUAUAUUAAAUACUGAAAAUAGAAACAAUAACACCCAUGGUCUGUAGGUGCUCAGUGGUAAUUUGUUUUGCACUUUCAAUAAAUUAUGUUUUAGUAGAUACAAAUUAAAACUUGUUAAUAUUGCAGUCGUUAUUCUUCCACAAUUAAA
Molecule: messenger RNA, 7817 nt
Organism: Bactrocera tryoni
Lineage: Eukaryota; Metazoa; Arthropoda; Insecta; Diptera; Tephritidae
Gene: Pten
Exons: 10
Coding region: 890-5821 (1643 amino acids)
Biological process (GO): phosphatidylinositol 3-kinase/protein kinase B signal transduction; negative regulation of cell population proliferation; cell motility
Cellular component (GO): plasma membrane; nucleus; cytosol
Molecular function (GO): phosphatidylinositol-3,4,5-trisphosphate 3-phosphatase activity; protein tyrosine phosphatase activity
Source: RefSeq, a predicted model, not a curated record